Molecule: messenger RNA, 3135 nt
Organism: Daphnia magna
Lineage: Eukaryota; Metazoa; Arthropoda; Branchiopoda; Diplostraca; Daphniidae
Exons: 14
Coding region: 1329-2795 (488 amino acids)
Source: RefSeq, a predicted model, not a curated record
GCUACCACCGUUGCUACUGACGGAUGACGCCAUCUUUCUUUUACAGUCCGUGCCUGAGACGGUGAACAACUCCUUAACGGUUGCUCCAUCUAUCCGGAACAGUGGCGGAUUCUCUUCCGUCCACACGCACACACACACACAGGGAACAAAACGAAAUGAUCGAAGAUCAUCUUUGACGAUGGAGAACGAAACGAUCCGUUCCGACUAACUGGACAGACACAAACAUGAAAAAAGAAAAGGAGGGGAGGGGGUUACUACACCCGGAGUCGAACGACAAAACUGGACAUAGACACAGACGACUAGGGGGCCAUCAGCCGAGUUGUUGGACACGGUCACGCCACACCAUUCAGUUCCUCCUUCAUUGCACCCCUCCCGUUUAUAUGGGCCCGCAGAGGUGAAGGGGGUGGUUAAGGUGUGGCGGUCGUUUAACCUUGUCUCCGUCGUCGUGUACCCAACAAACAGCAACACUUGCUGCGGAAUGUUGCCCAUGUCGCCACACCUCCGACAGCACAACACAAGAGGGGGGGGGGGAUAAUUCCGCCGAUUGCCAAGCGGAUUAAUGGACUUUUGUGUUGCUACCCGAUGCCGUACGGAGACGGACGGUGGAGUUUGGGUUGGAUGAGGAAAAAGAAGGUGGAAUGAGACAUUUAGCUGAUCACGUUUUUGUUUUAAGCGCAAAAAUGAAAACAGGUGAAACCAAACGAAUUUGGAUCAAGAAAAAGAGCAAAUACAAUUUUUUGUUGUUGUUGUAGAUUGUCUCCCCGUCGCUCUCCCUAAAACAGACCCGGACAUUGGCGCGUGACGCGCGCUGAAAUAGUCGAAUGCAGACAACGAAUCCAAUUUCAUCGCUUUCAACAGCAGGGACAUCAUCUGGCAAUUUAGGUUUAAAACAGCCUUUACGUCAUCACGCCAGUACAUCAACGCCACCUAACGACGCCAAUGCAUGACGUCAUUGCUGUGAGUCUUGGUUGGGCAAUUUACUAUGGAAAGCAGAAAGACUUGCACAAUUGUUUGACUGGCAACGUCGCACUACGUUUGCGUCUGCUAAGCACAUCGAGUGUUUUUUGACAAUAUAUUCUUGCAACGUCUGCAAGUGUUUUCGUUGUUUCUCGACCGGGGGAUUUAGAAAAUCAAGAGGACGAGGCCAUUCGAAUGAUUAUUCAGGUUGUCCAAGGAAAUCGGCGCUUUUGAAGAAGAAAUAAACAACACGCACAACCCCAAACGCCGCCGCAAUCGUCCACCCGUUCUUUUUCACACACAAAAAAAUCAAUCCACGCGAGUGGUGUUAGCUGGCGGCUGUGCGAAAAAGUCGAAAGGAAAACUGAUCAAUGGCGGCUGUGGCGGCGGCGCUGGGUGGCGAUCGUUACGGUGCGUCUUCAACUUCGUCGUCGGCUAGUUCAUCAUCGUCGUCUUCCUCGUCGUUUUCAUCAUCAUCGGGGGACACGACGGAAGAGAAUUCAUCAUCGUCUUGGAGCUCGUCUUGUUCGUCGUCGACGUGGUCGUCGUCGGCCUCUUCGCACAUUUCGCCGUCCAACAAGAAGAGGAAGAGGGAUGGCGACAAUAAGAAGAAGAAGAAGAAGAAGAAAUCGAAUCGGAAAAACAGAUCGAAAUCGACGGCCGUGAUUGCGAGGAGGAAGAAGAAAACGAAGAGCAGCAAAUCGUUGGUAGGACGUGGAGUUGAUCACGAUGACGACAAUGAGGUGGGCAGUAUGUUGCUGUUAGGAGCCGAGCUCCUUAAAGAAGUGGAGGAAGCUGCAGCCACGUCGGCCGCUGCGAUAGCCACAAGUACAGCAGCAGCUGCUGCUGCUGCCGCCGCCGCCCUGAUGGAUGAAUCGAGGCCGGCCGAGCCGCUGCUUUUACCUAUCGGUCACUACGUCGUUAACGGAGGGCCGCAAAAUCGCACCGUUUUACUGGAACAGGUCAUGUCGUCUGUUCCGGCGGCUCAAUGGCAGGCCAUCCUCCCUCCCGUUCUUAAAGAAAUGAACAGCGCAGAAUUGAAACAGCUCUGCCUGCAACAAUUGCAACUGCUUUCCGAUUCGGCCAUCUUGAACAUCAUCAAUGGUGGCGGAGAUCAAGGACCAGCUGGACAAGCCGUUUGGUCAGAAACAGCCACCGGUGAAACGGAGCGCUGCAAGAAGAAGAAAUCGAAGAAGAGCAAGAAAAAGAAGUCGAGAAAGUCUAAGAAAAGCGAACGAUCGCGGCCGACGCCAGACGAGGGCGAAGAGGAAUCCAGUGGGAAAACUUUGAUGGAGUUGCUGGAAUUGGAGAUGCGAGCGCGAGCCAUUAAAGCCCUGCUGAAGAAAGAAGAGGAGGGCGAAGGAGACGAUGAAUGGCCCGAUGGCGAUCUUGUCGCCUCUUCAUUUGACGUCCCUCUGGCGACGGCCGUCGGAAACGUCGGCCGUCCGAACGAGUCCUCGUUCAGCGACAAGUACAAACACCAACCAUCCAAGGCCAGGCACAGCGGUCAUCAACACAGGUCGUCUGUUGACCCUGUCCCUCCUGCAAAUGCCAGUCAGCAGCCAUUGAUGGCGGCCGGACGGCCUUCUCGACGGCCGGCCAGUCUCCACCAACAGACGGACGGUGCGGAUUUGAAUAGACGCAAUCGACACUCGUCUGCCAAACAAGAUGACGACCAAGGGCUGAAUCAGAUGCGCCAACCCCGACAUUAUCGUCAUCGCCAUCACGAACGAUCUCGUUCUCCGGUCCGCCGAGCUGAGCCAUCUGGCGUCGUUGCCAAGACGGAGGAAACUAAACACUCGGCCAAGUCGUCGUCGCAGCCCCGCCGCCGCUGCUGAGUCGAGCCGCACGAGUUGCCAUCAAAUCGGAGAGGCCAGACAAUGCGAAAGGUGCGCAAGAAAAAUGCGAGGCCACAACUCAGGUAGCGACGGAAGAAGUCGAGUACGAAGAGGAAGGUAUCCAGGAAGUGGACAUUGAAUUAGGAAGUGGAUCGGAUGACGAUGCCAAUUCAGCGCGCCUCUAGUGUUCGGAAUAACGGACGCCAUCAACACAACAAUCACCUCAUGCCCAUUUGAAUUGUUUUCUCUCCCCCCUUUAUUUUACACCUUUAAAAAAGAAAUAAAGAAAUAAAGAAAAGAGAUACGCAAAAAAAAAAAAUGUAAAGAAACGGAAGUAAAA